Molecule: messenger RNA, 495 nt
Organism: Corylus avellana
Lineage: Eukaryota; Viridiplantae; Streptophyta; Magnoliopsida; Fagales; Betulaceae
Source: RefSeq, a predicted model, not a curated record
AUGGGAAGCAGCAAAGAAACAAUAUCUUCUACUGGAGGGGAUCACAAGAAGUUGAUUGUAGGCCCGGUUCUUCUCUUUCUUUCAUCUGUAGUUUGGUCAUUAUGGUUCAUCGUGCAACCGAACCUCCUUAAACAAUAUCCUGCGAGGCUACGCCUCUCCACUCUGCAGUGUCUCCUCAGUUCUGUGCAAUCCACUGUGGCAGCGCUCGCCUUGCAGCGAAACUUUGACUCAUGGAAGAUAGGGUGGAAUAUUCAACUUGCUUCCCUUGUGUAUUGUGGUGUGCUUGUAAUUGGGGCUUCAUACGGGCUACAGAUUUGGUGCAUAGAGAAGAAAGGACCUUUUUAUGUUGCCAUGUUUUUUCCACUUUCGUUGCUUAUAACAGCUAUCUUCUCAGCUUUUGUGUGGGCUGAGCGGCUACAUUGUGGAAGGAUACAGGAUGCAAACCAUAGUACUCUUGAAAACAUGAAGGUACAUUUUCAGAUUACACAACUAUAG